Messenger RNA from Entamoeba invadens IP1, 438 nucleotides. RefSeq names its product DNA-directed RNA polymerase I, II, and III subunit RPABC3, putative. Lineage: Eukaryota; Evosea; Mastigamoebida; Endamoebidae. The record is from RefSeq and is a predicted model, not a curated record. The transcript has 2 exons. Gene Ontology annotation, cellular component: RNA polymerase III complex; RNA polymerase II, core complex; RNA polymerase I complex. Gene Ontology annotation, biological process: DNA-templated transcription. Gene Ontology annotation, molecular function: DNA-directed RNA polymerase activity. The coding region runs from base 1 to 438 and encodes 145 amino acids.
AUGUCUCUUGUGAAGGGUCGGUUCACAAUUAAGUCCAAAGAUGCGGGUGGAAAUGUAUUUGAGAAUGUCUCGCGUUUUGAGUGUGAGGAUAAAGAAGGAAAUUAUAAGAUUUUUGUGGAUAUCAACACGGACUUAUUUCCACUCGACACAAAAGACACCAUCGAGCUCGAGCUCACAACGAGUCUUAACUUCGAUAACUCGCCAAUGGACUUUAAAGAUGGGUAUACACCCGACUUUGGUGUAAACUCGAAAAUGGACAACUAUGAUUACGUGAUGCAUGGUAUCGUCUUCAAGUUCGUCGAGGACAAGAGCAACGAUAAGGUUUCUGUCAUAGCAUCUUUUGGCGGUUUAUUAUUUAUGGUAUACGCCAGCCAAUCACUUGUUUCUGGUAUUAACAUGGACGACCAAGUCUUUUUGUUGAUUUCCAAAGAAAAGUAA